CAAGCACACAGAACUCCCCGGACGUUCAGAGCAAUCAGAACCACCAGACAGCAAUCAAAGGAUACCCAACAGCCCACUCAGGAUUUAACAGACAUAAACUAGUUUACACCGACAAAACACCAUGGAUCUAAAGCACUUGUACUCGUGGGUCUGCCUGCUGGUCAGCAUCGUCAUCUGCAAGGUGUCCCAGACCAGUGCCAAGCCCACCUACUACGACCUGGACAGCUACGAGGCCUACGACACCGACCGCUACGACUCCAACGGCGACUCCUCGUACGCCCUGACCUACGGGAAGCCGCUCACCGACAACCGCCUCAAGAAGCUGAGCCCGGGUUACUACUACGUGGACGACGGCUACAUCGCCCCCGUGGCCGCCAGUGCGGGCUACACCCGCCGCGAGGACGUCCAAUCCGAGGGCGGGGCCCUGCCCCACAACGUAAAGUUCACCCCGAUUGUGCGCGUGCGGCAGACCAAGACUAAGCGCAAGAAGCUCUUCGUGCCCAACUUCUUCGGCUAGGAACUGGAGGAGUCCACCCGGUCCUCCUGCCGGGACUGAGAGUACAGACUGAGGAUGAUUAGCGUAGGCUUAGCUGUAGGAUAGUCGCGUGGCUACCACACCAAAAAGUACCUUAUACUUAUACUAUUACCUAUUUUAUACGUGUCGAAUUGAUGACCGAAUUAUAUUUAAACACCAAAAACCUACUAAAUAUAUGAAAACAUUUAUGAAAAUA
Messenger RNA from Drosophila elegans, 731 nucleotides. RefSeq lists its product as uncharacterized. Bases 122 to 517 code for a protein of 131 amino acids. NCBI's taxonomy places the organism in Eukaryota, Metazoa, Arthropoda, Insecta, Diptera, Drosophilidae. The transcript is spliced from 2 exons. The record is from RefSeq and is a predicted model, not a curated record.